This is a messenger RNA of Ziziphus jujuba (common jujube), 985 nucleotides long. RefSeq lists its product as uncharacterized. Lineage: Eukaryota; Viridiplantae; Streptophyta; Magnoliopsida; Rosales; Rhamnaceae. The record is from RefSeq and is a predicted model, not a curated record. The transcript has 4 exons. The coding region runs from base 2 to 985 and encodes 327 amino acids.
GAUGCAUAAAAUAUGGUUAUCGUUGACGGAAAAUAUGAGGUGCAGUGGAAACAUAAUUACCGAUGUGAUUGGUCAGCCAGAAAGAUGCAGAAAGAAAACAAUGAGGUUGGCUUUGGCAAAGGAGAAGAAGAAGUUGGACAGUGAGCAGGUUGUUCAUCUUCGAGGCAACCCAGCUCGCAAUCUCAGUUACCGGGAAAACUACAUACCAAUAUGGUUUAAUGAGCUGGACCCUGAAGACAUAUCAAGGAAAGUGGUAGAGAUGAUCGUCCAAAAAACAUCAAUGGAGGCCUCAAAGCCAUCAAGAAGCAGGAUCAAAAGUGUAAUAAGGAUACAUUAUCCUAUUCAAAUGAUUGAAAGGUUUGAGAAGUACAGAGAGAAGGUAAAGAUUAUGGCAUAUGAGAGAUACAAAAGGCACCUGAGAAGCACAGUAGAUGGAAACGAGCUGUUAAGAUUCUAUCCCACAACCAUGGCGUGUUACUCUGGAAAUUACUCAAACCGGAUUAUCUCUCAAUAUGGUCUUUGCAGAGAUCCCAAGUGUAGAGUGUGCACUAUACUUGGAUGUAAUUUUCAAAUGGAAAACAUGCUGAAGAAUGGGAUUCCAUUGAGUAGAUACAGUGAUCAUCAGGUAUUCAUGAGGGAUGAUGAUGAUGAAAAUACGAUAAGGAAUAUUACAAGGUCGUCUGCGAAGAAGAAGAACAUAAGAAGGGCGGUGAUACUUUGCAGGACAAUUGCAGGGAUCAUAGCCAACACUGUUAAUGGUGGUGGUGACAAUCUCAAUAAUGAAUCUUUUUCGGUUCAUGAUAACACUUCAGAUUGGUUGACAGUCCCAAAUCCUAGUGCUCUACUUCCUUGUUUUGUUGUAGUAUAUAAACUAAUUAGCAAGUUAAAAGAGAGGUGUGGGUGUGUGGAAUCACAAACACCAAAUUGGACUUUACAGUCACAUUGUGGCCCAGAUCUCCUCCGGAGCUCCAAUCUUAAUGUGUAA